AUGGAUAACGUAACAGAAAAAUUAGUACAAUGUUUUGGUUACAGAAAGUUCAAAAGUGAACUUCAAGAGAGAGCUGUAAGAGCAAUUGCUCGAGGUGUCCAUGAUGUGUAUGUUUCAAUGCCUACUGGCUCAGGGAAGUCCCUUUGCUUCCAAUUGCCAGCUAUGUUACAGGACAACAAAAUUGCCAUUGUUUUUUCCCCUCUUCUAGCUUUAAUAAAGGAUCAGAUUGACCACUUAACAAAACUUAAAAUACCUGCAGAAUCCAUUAAUUCUAAAAUGUCAACAAAGGAUAGGGAAAGAGUCUUAAAUGAUCUUCGCAGUAUGAAGCCAAAUACAAGAUUUUUAUAUGUUACACCAGAGCAAGCAGCUACAGGAACUUUCAAAGCUCUUAUAGAGCAUCUAGUCAAGUACAAAAAAGUUUCAUACAUAGUGGUAGACGAGGCUCACUGUGUCAGUGAGUGGGGCCAUGAUUUUCGUCCGGAUUAUUUAAAAUUGGGCGAUUUAAGAGAGAAAUUUAAGAGCAUACCAUGGGUUGCUUUAACUGCUACUGCAAGUGCAGAAGUAACUAAAGACAUAAUGUCAAAUCUUAAGUUUUUGCAACCAGUAGCGCAGUAUAAAACUCCAAGUUUUAGAAGGAAUCUCUAUUAUGAUGUUGUGUUUCAAAAUUGUAUUCAAGAUGAGAUAGGAGAUUUGGUUGACUUUUUAAAGAAACAUUUAAAAGAUGAUGACAAUGUUAAAGCAAAAGACAAGAGUGCUGCUAUUAUAUAUUGCCGAACACGAGAACAGACUGAAGAUAUAUCUAGCAUGUUAACAAAAAGAGGUUUUAAAUCAUUAGCUUAUCAUGGCGGAUUAAAAACUUCAGACCGUAUAUCAGUUCAAGAGCAAUGGUCGAAUGGGGAGUGCCCAUGCGUUUGUGCUACUGUUUCGUUUGGAAUGGGAGUUGACAAGGCAACUGUACGUGUUGUAGUGCAUUGGGGCUUGCCACAAAAUGUUGCAGCUUAUUAUCAGGAGUCGGGAAGAGCUGGGAGAGAUGGCAAACCAGCUUUUUGUCGUAUUUACUACUGUCGAAGUGAACGAAAUGCGGUAGACUUUUUAUUGAAGUCUGAGAUAGGUCGCUCCAAGACUCCAGAACAGAAGCAGAGGUGUAAAAACGCCUACAAGAGUUUCGAAAUUAUGGUCAAAUACUGUGAGGAAGUGAAGUGCCGGCACAAGGUGUUCGCUGACUACUUCGGCGAGGAGGUGCCGCGCUGCGUGUCGCGCUGCGACGCGUGCGCCGACGAGCGCGGCGUGCGGCGCGCGCUCGACCAGCACCUGCGCCGCGCCAUGAGCGCCACGCUGGGCUCGCGCGGGAUGGUCUCGCACGCGGACUGCUCCGAGCUGUACGGGGAGGGGCGUCUGGGCCAGAUGAGGGAGACAGAAUCUUACUACGGAAAUAAAAGUGAUGAUUCGGAUAGUGACGGUAGUCGUCGCCGUGUUGCUCAAGAAACAAAAUCUCUCAUAUUACAAGAAUUUGCAAAUAGAAAAAAGAACCUUGAAAAAGAUAGAAAUAAAAAUGCAGACGCUGAAUCAGCUAAAUACUCAAAAUGUCAAGCGGCUGACAGUACUGGAAAAAAAGUGAAUGGUUUAACAGUCGCUGUACGAGAGAAUUAUCUUUCACUACUCACAGAUGCUUUAAGAAAUAACCUUAAAAAUUUAAAAGGCAUUGAUGAACCAGAGAAUAAUCUAUCUGAACGGGAUAUCGAACGGUGCGCAAUAGAAUUGGAGUAUGAUGCCUUUUCAAAUAGUACCGUCAUUAGUCUCUACAGACGAGCAAUGGCUAAACUGGUAUCAUCUGUUAAAUCUUGUAAGGAUAAUCUGUUUCCGAAACUCAAAAUUUUUGAACCGAGAAAGAAACAUUCACUUGCCGAAUUUGUGAAGGACUUCGAAAAAGAAUAUGGAGAUCCUCAUAAAUAUCACGGUUUUAUAUCUGCAUCAGAAUUAGAAAGUGAAAAAGAAUGUAAAACUGAGCGAAUGUCACUUUCAAAGGCUGAUAAGGAAACGCAACGUAAAGCAAACUCUUUUAAAAGAGACCCUUUAACACAAACUAAAUUACAAAAUUUUUUUUCCGCAAAAUCGUCUGAAGAAUCUCCUAGUUUACCCUCUGAUGGUAGUGAUGAUGAUGGAGGGCUUGUUAUUGCAGAAAAUAGCAGUCCUGAUCAAGGAGACUCUACGUUUAAGAUAGAUCAAACAGAUGAUUUCUCAAAUGUCGAUGACAACGACAAAACAAUAAAAAUUGAAACAGAAGAAGAUCAUAAUUCCAGUAAAAAACAAAAUACAAAAACUUUGUAUAUUAAUAUAACUUUGCAGGGUAUUCCUAAACAAAAUUCAGAUAUAGAUGUAAAUAAAACUGAAAAAAAUACAAAGCAAAUGUCUUCUGAGAAAUCAACACCAACAGCUAAAAGAAAAAUCAAAGAUCUUUUUGGAGACUCGUCUGAUAGUGAAAUUGAGUUAAGAGAUGCAAAAAGAUAUAAAAAGUCCAAAGAUAAGUUAGUUCAAGAAUCUGAAAGUGAAAAGACAGAAAAAUUAAAAAUUGAAAAGUCCAGGCGAAAACACAAACAUAAAAGGUCAACACAUUCUGAAAAAAGUCAUGAAAAAGUUUAUGAAAAAACUAUUAGCCAAAAUGAUUCUGCUCAUGAUGCAACACAUAAUGUAGAUCAUAAAACAACGCAGUUACACACUGAAUCUGAAAAUAACCAUGAUAAUAUUAGAAAACAAAAUGACGUAGAUAAAAACAUUGAAUCAAAGAAUUCGUAUGAUUUAACAAAUGAUGAUAGUAAAUUAGCAUUCCCGGAAACUAAAGAUAAAUAUGGUGAUGAUACAUCUAUGGAUAAGGCAUAUAAAUUAAGCUUAGAAGCAGAUAAAGUAUUAAAAGAGCUCAAACAUUUCUCCGAAAUUAAACGAGACCCGGAAAUAGAUCAAACAAUUCCAGAUGAUGCUAAAAUAUGUGAUUCUAAAAAUGCGGUUACAGUAUUAAAAUCUCCUACUAAGCACGGGACUAAAGAUAAGUACGAGACUAACAAAAAGCAUAAUCUAAAAAAAAGUGAUGAUAUCAAACAUACUAAAAUGCACAAAGAUGUAAAAAAAGAAUGUGUAAAUAAAGAUAAAAGUAAAGCUAAACACAUAAUUAAAGAAAAAAAUAAAGAAAAGAAAGCGGAAAAAUUGGACGUCGCCGGCUUAGUAGUUAAACUAUUAAUGCCGUAUUAUAAAAAGAAAAAAAUUAGUAAUAGGGAUUUGUUUAAGAUUACCGCUAGGCAUAUUGUUCACCAAUUACUCGCUAUACAAGUGACAGAGGAAGCAGCGAUUAAUAUGUUAUUGAAAAAAACCUUCAGUACAAUUACUAUUGAAAAAGAAAGUGAUUUGGAAGCAAAGUUAAAAUUGAGUAAAUGACUCAUAAUUUAUUAAAUGUAUAAUAUCUUUAUUGUUAAGCACUAUCGAGUAUGAUUCAACAAUUAUUAUUAUUCUGAGAAGUUUAAAUACAUUAAUUAUUUUUACAA
This is a messenger RNA of Melitaea cinxia (Glanville fritillary), 3533 nucleotides long. RefSeq names its product ATP-dependent DNA helicase Q5-like (gene RecQ5). The record is from RefSeq and is a predicted model, not a curated record. Gene Ontology annotation, biological process: double-strand break repair via homologous recombination. The coding region runs from base 1 to 3426 and encodes 1141 amino acids. Gene Ontology annotation, molecular function: ATP binding; nucleic acid binding; four-way junction helicase activity. The transcript has 11 exons. Lineage: Eukaryota; Metazoa; Arthropoda; Insecta; Lepidoptera; Nymphalidae. Gene Ontology annotation, cellular component: chromosome; cytoplasm.